Molecule: messenger RNA, 2614 nt
Organism: Notothenia coriiceps (black rockcod)
Lineage: Eukaryota; Metazoa; Chordata; Actinopteri; Perciformes; Nototheniidae
Gene: inpp5kb
Product: inositol polyphosphate-5-phosphatase Kb
Exons: 12
Coding region: 12-1580 (522 amino acids)
Biological process (GO): negative regulation of peptidyl-serine phosphorylation; negative regulation of glycogen biosynthetic process; negative regulation of phosphatidylinositol 3-kinase/protein kinase B signal transduction
Cellular component (GO): ruffle; endoplasmic reticulum; plasma membrane
Molecular function (GO): phosphatidylinositol-3,4,5-trisphosphate 5-phosphatase activity; phosphatidylinositol-4,5-bisphosphate 5-phosphatase activity; inositol bisphosphate phosphatase activity
Source: RefSeq, a predicted model, not a curated record
AGGAUCCAAAGAUGGACUUCUUGAGACACAGUCCACGCCUGCGCUCAGACAGCAUGAGCAGCUCAGCGUCUCAGAGCUCCAGAACGUCUCAGAGGUCCAAGGUUGUCCUCCGCCAGCGUCUGACUCAUCUGCUGACCUGCGUAGAGAACAUGAGCUCUGACGACGAGGCCGGGGAAGAAGUGUCCCGCACGCUGGACGAAGCCUUUCACCUCUGUGGGGGCUACGUUCCCACAGACGCAUUCAGGCUGCACAUGGUGACCUGGAACGUGGCCACAGCCGAGCCCCCUGAAGACGUCGCCUCUCUGAUGCAGCUGGACGUCCAGCCCCCCACAGACAUCUAUGUGAUUGGCCUGCAGGAGGUGAACGCCACCCCUGUGAGGUUCAUCUCUGACCUGUUAGUGGAGGACUCCUGGAGCCACGUCUUCAUGGAGACACUGGCCCCCAGAGGCUUUGUGAAGGUCACAUCAGUGAGGAUGCAGGGUUUGCUGCUGCUGGUUUUUGCCAAACAAAUGCAUCUCCCCUUCAUCAGAAACAUCCAGACCACCUACACCCGCACUGGCAUCUUUGGCUACUGGGGUAACAAAGGAGGAGUGUCGGUGCGUUUCUCCUUCUACGGCCACAUGGUGUGUUUCCUUAACUGCCACCUGGCGGCUCACAUGAACUACGCUCUGCAGCGCGUUGAUGAGAUCGAGCACAUCCUGGAGAAGCAAGACUUUGACAUCACUGACACCCCACAUGUCCGGGAUCACAAGGUGGUGUUCUGGUUUGGGGACCUGAACUUCCGUAUUGCAGAUCAUGGCUUGCACUUCCUGCGCUCGUCCAUCAACAGCGAGCGUCUAAAUUUGCUGUGGAGCAAAGACCAGCUUACUAUGAUGAAGAAAAAUGAACCUUUCCUCCAGGAAUUUGAGGAAGGGCCAUUGAAUUUCAAACCCACCUACAAGUUUAACCGUAACUCUGAUACCUAUGAUACCAGUGGCAAGAAGAGGAAACCGGCCUGGACGGAUCGGAUCCUCUGGCGCAUCAAACCCAAAACCUUGCCUUCAGAGGAUGAUGAUGACAAGGCAUCGAUUUCCACUGUGGAUGAGACCGAGGAGUAUCCGCUCCUGGUCAUUCAGGACAAGUACACCUGCGACAUGAGCUACGGAGUCAGUGACCACAAGCCUGUCAUUGCAACCUUCAGUCUGGAGCUGAAGAAGUGCUAUGACACACCCCAGGUGCACGUUUCUCCUCUGGGUGUAUGGUGCGCCGACCAUGACGCACUUCUUACCUACACCAUCCAAGAGGACUUCAUGUCCUCCACAUGGGACUGGAUCGGCCUGUUUAAGGUGGGAUUCAAGAGUGCCUCCGACUAUGAAACCUUUGUUUGGGUUCGAGAGGAGGAGUUGCCAGAGAUAAAUGAAGUCAUACAGAUAUCUAUGGACAAGGAUGAGAUCCCUCUGCUGGGUGGACAGUUUGUUUUGGGUUACUACAGUACAAACAUGCAAAGCAUUAUCGGCUUCAGUGCUAACUUCCAGAUCCUGGAGUCAAAGCGUGCCGUCAUGGAAGGACUCGUUCCUGAAGACAUCAAUGGUCUCAAAUGAGAACAAAUUCACUGCACUGUAUUUCUCUACCUUUGGAAAUGUAUCCCAAUUGAUUCUGUCAUUCAAAUGGCCCAAAAUCUAAUCCAUUAGACACUGGAUCAGCUUAUUCAGUCUUUAGAUAAUGGCCACUACAAUGUGCUAUCCAAUUUUCUGGAAACUUCUAUUUGUGUUUUCCAACUUUGCCUUUAUGGAUUUCAUCUUAAGCUUGGACAGUUUCUCUGCAAGAAAGGUUUAUCGCUGUAACGAGUAGUCCUCCAGCUUUUCCACUGGCCUUUUUUCGCCCAAAAAAAUCAAAAAUAAAGAAAUAAGUUGCAUUUUGAUUUUAAAGAAUAUAAUGCUGAAGGUCAAUGCAGCCCCUGGUCAAAUUGUAUUUGAAAAUAAAUGUUUUGGUUUUGGAUUGUACUACAUAUGUGCCAGUGCAGAGGGUCGUACCAUAAUAAAUAUCUGCUUAUUAUGGGGAACUGUUGCAUAGAAAAAUGCAGAAGAAUGUGAUAAUUUAGUUUUUAAAUGUAUUGCUAUGUGUAAUUGGACACACGUGUCUUAAGAUAAAAGAUAAAGAUGGAGGAAUCAUGCCUAAAAUAUAAUAUAAACAUGAAUUCUAAAAACAUUUCAUGUCAUAAGUGGAUGUUGAGAUAGACGUCUACUGUGAGGUGUUUUAAGUCUUAUUUAGCUUUAAAAUAAAUAUGUUCAAUGUUUAUUAGAUCAUUAUUAGAGUAUAACAUGUAUCAUGACAGACUCUAAGGCAGUGAACAGAAUCAUGACAGGAUUAUAUCUCUAAUUAAUUAUUUAUCUAUCUCACUACUUAUACUAAUUGUAAUUGUAGUUUCUCACAUUAUUGCAGUACAGCAUGCCUUUUUUACCCCAAUGCAUAACUGAUGACUACUGUCAAAAUGUAUGUGUGUGGUGUGCGCCUUAUUGUCAAAUAAACGCAAUGAUGAAGUAUGCGAUGUAGUGAAAUAAUUUGUUUUAUUGAAUAGUUUAACCAAUAAGAAGAACAUGCUGUUGGUUAGGGAGGUUCUUGAUCUGUGAUCAUA